Messenger RNA from Zootoca vivipara (common lizard), 5326 nucleotides. The record is from RefSeq and is a predicted model, not a curated record. NCBI's taxonomy places the organism in Eukaryota, Metazoa, Chordata, Lepidosauria, Squamata, Lacertidae.
AUAAUAAUAAUAAUAAUAAUAAUAAUAAUAAUAAUAAUAAUAAUACUUUUACUAUUUGUAUCCCACCCAUCUGACCCAGCCACUCUGGGCAGCUUCCAACACAAAUAAAAUAUCAAACGUUAAAAACCUCCCAAUUUGUGUGGAUAGGUAAAUUGUUUUAUUCACUGCAGAAACUUCAAAUUAAUCCCCGGCAGCCACAAUGAAAUCCUGAGAUACUUAGCAUUUACCACAUUAAAAUUCAGGCUCUAUAUCAUCAUCGUACCUCAUUACACAAGGCAGUAAAAAGCAAUACUGCUUGUUUCACUCUUCUAAUUCAGUACAUAUGUAUAUAUACCGUAAUUUCAUAGACACACAAAAUACAAUCAGUGCUGUUAUUAGCACUUACCACAUCCUGAAGGUAACAUUUUGAUCUUCAUAAAAUAUUGGUGCUCUAUUUUUUUAGAUGUUCUGGUGCUUUCAGAGUAUUAGGUUGUACACACCUAACAUUUAGUCUGAGUAGACCCAUUGAAAUUCAUGAACUUAAGUUAGCUAUGGGUCUACUUUGAGUCAAAGUUAGUUGAAUGCAACCCACAGUGUAGAAAGUCAAGGAGCGUCGCUGCUCUUAUACAAGCUCCACUGUUGAUUCUUAAAUAUUCUACUCAGCGUUGGCAGAGGUUUUCCUUUUAGUGAAGUCACCUGGAGAUAAAAAUGUGAAAAUGGAUGUUGAAAUAUAUCUUGCUAAACUAUGUAUUUUAAGUUAAAAGGCCUACAAAAUGCAGAUUUUUAGAAUAAAAUACAUAAAAGGCAUAUUCCCUGACAAAAUAUAUUCCAAAAAUGCAAAAAAAAUAAUAAUCAUGUGUGUGUUUUAAAAAACCACAGAUGCUGAAAUGAGACAGAAUGAAUUUAAGAAUUAACUCAUGUAAAUCUGACUGGGACUCCAAAUAGACUGAUCUGCUCUUCCCCAUUGUCUCUUUUGUCUAUGGUAAAAUCAGUGCUUUUUUCUAGAAAAAGAGGUGCCUGAACUUACUAUGAAUGCCUCCCUUGCUCUCUUAUAACGGCAAUGGCGCCCACCUGAGAGGUGCUGGAACUGAGUUGCGGUGAGUUCCAGAUUAAAAAAAAAGUCCUGGGUAAAAUUAUGUUUCCAAGGAAAUGGAAAGAAUUCCAAGUUUGGCUUCUGCAAUAGUUAAGCUUUUGUCGGAUCUCUCUCCCCACCCCCAUUUAAAGUAUGUAUUCAAUGGUUAUUUAAUAAGUACGCUUUAUUUCCCCUGACAAGAUUUUCAGUUGGCACGGACUAAAGUAUAACUUUUGUACAUGUAUAUAUAUCGACUGUAUUUCAGAAUAAAGAUAGUAAAAAGCAUUUUUUAAAAGAAAUAUCCAUAAACAUUCUAUUUGUUUUCAUAGGGCUUUCUAGAUUUCUUUUACCUUAGGUCUGGGAGCUUUGUUAUAUUAUUCGCUGGAAAGACCUGCAUCUUAAGAUAUGUUUUUAAGCCAGCAGGCUUCCAGGUUGUUGCCAUAUUUCUGUACCCUUUCAUUAAAUGUUGCUCAUGUGAUUGUUCGUAACGAUGGCACCACAUGAGACAAAUAAAGGUCACUUGAGUGCAUGUGCUGAAACAACACUGGCUUGGCUUUGUUUUUCAGUUUUGCGCUCUGUGAAGAGACUGGUUACUGGUACAUCCCUUUCUCUGGCAUGAUACAUAAUAUGAACAUUCACCAGGAGGGGAAAAGCCUUUGAACUUGGGGAUCAUUUUUUAUGAAGCUUCUGAAAGUCCAAAAGCUUUGCGGAUCAGAUGAGUUAUGGAGAAACUUAAUUGGCUAAGGGACACGGACCUGUGUGUGGGCACAUUGGAGAUUGUCGCCUGCGCUGUUGCGAUUGCCGUCAGUGUUCCUGGAAAUAUAUUGUUGAUUUUCUGCACAAGGAGAUGCAUCGAUGACCAGUUGCGCACCUCGUUCACGCUUAUUUUCAGUCUUGCAUGGGUAAAUCUUAUACACAACUUGGCGGUGAAUGUCUUGAAGAUUGUUUAUGCCUCUGCUGUGGGGUUGGAUUCAGCCGGCUGCAAAGUUCUCGUGUUCCUAGCAAAUUUUACUACUUCUGAAGCCAUAUGGUUCACAUUAUAUAUUGCUUUGCUCUACUGUUUUAAAUUGUGCCGAGUGGUGCAUCCACCAGUUGAGGCUGCAUGCAGAAAGCAUCUGACGUGUCACAUGGUGCUGAUUUCUACUCUCUGGGUUGCUGGCAUUGCAGUGUCCUGUCCCCUGUUACUGUAUACAGGGAGGACUGAAAAGCUGUAUACAGAAAAUGAAACUAGCCAGCAACUUAGCAACGUGAUAUAUGCUGAAUGUAAGACGGAAUACAGAAAUGACCUGAUGGAGAUUUUGUACGGAAAAAUCUUCCUAGUGGCUAUCGAUCUUCUUCCACUGCUAAUUAUGCUCCUCGCUGGAUUCCGAAUAGUAUACCUCCUUUGGAAACACAAGAUGGCAACGUGUGGUGGCAUAUGGAUUGGGGGCGAUGCUACUGAACUUGAGGUCGUUAGGGCAUGUAAACUUAUUUUGUUGUUAAUAUUUCUUAUUAUUUCUCUCUGGGUAUCUUACUUCAGCCUGUUUUACUGCCUGAAGAAAUUUAGAUCUUAUUACUUUGGUCCACCAGUCCUGACAGUCCUGUCUUCAGGAUACUCGGUUAUCAGCCCUUAUGUGCUUAUGUUGUUUAACUACAAACUAAUAGUGAGGAUAAGGUGCUUCUGUUGCAAGAGUGAGAAGAAACUGGUAACUGUGUCAGCUAUUGCUCCCGUGUCCCCAUACGCCUAGCAGCCAGAUUUUUUUUUGCAAAAGAAUUUUGAAAAAAGAAUGUGGGAAUUGGAAACAAGGACAAUGUCUAUUUUUAUUAUAUAAUGGUAUACAUAUAUUUUAUUAUGAGCUCCCUCCCCAACCUGCAAUCCAGUGGAUUAGGCAUGGCAUCAAUUCCAGCAGGCGUUCCGGCAUCUGUACGAUGGAUGCCAUUGCCAUUCUAAGAGAAUGAGAGAGUUGUUCAUAGUGAGUUCUGGAGCACCCCUUUUUCUUAAAAAAAAAAAAGCACUGGUUUCCAAGGCAUACAUGACUAUGGCUAGGUCAGAUCUCACCGUAACGUUCUACUCAGGAACACUUCAGAUGCAGAGAUACUCUGCCCUUAGUUUGGCACACAGCAUCAGUUCAUGUAUGUGCUGGUUGUGGAGGCAAUUAACAUGGCUGGGCAUCACCUAGCAGAUCUUCUUCUCUCUGGCAUUCCUCAGUUGCUGUUUGGUGUCCGCACCCUGGAGCUGCACUCUCCUGCUCAGCCAUGAUUGACAGGUGGCAUGGAGCCUGGUGCCAUUGCCCAAUCUCUGCAAAAGUGUGCAGUCAUUGUGCCCAUGAUUUACGAUCAAAGCGUAUCCUAAAAUGUGCUUUAUAAUGUGCAAGGCAUGGAUUAUGUAUAGAAUGGAUUAUGAUAGCCGCAUCUGUUUCAUUCUACUUUAGAAUGUAAGUAAUGUGAUUUCCCCCAAAGCCUUAAACGCCUAUUUAAGUGGCUAUAUAUUUUAUGCUGUAAUGUGUUGCACAAGUAAAGCAAUAAAGUAUUUUAUAUUACAUUGAUAUAUAUUUUUUGCUCUUUUUUAAAGUGGAAAUAAUUUUUAUCGCAAAUUUAGAUAAAAUAAUAUGAGUACAUAAAUAAUUAAAAAAGUAAUAAAGAGCUGCAAUUUCCUUCCCAGAGAAGUUCUGUAAGCUAUUGAUUAUAGCAUUUUUUCUCAUAACUCGGGCACUAUUGCAUAUAUUUCUGAUUGACCUUUGUUCAGUAAAUUAUCCCUCCCCCAACAGAAAUAUUCUGCUUGAUUUCUAAGAAUCGCGGUGUCAUUCACAAGGAACCAGAGUGGGUUCAGAUGAUAACCGGGAUACCAGUAUUCUGCCUCAGGAGGUUGCAGUACAAAGAGGCUAAGUGUGUGUAGGAGGGAUGGGCAAGAGUUCUGGUUCUGGCAUGGCAAGCCAGGCAAGGCAAGUUCCAUUCUCAGCAAAGCAAUUACAGGCAAAGUUCAGUUUCCAACACAGAAAAGCUAUGCAAAGUUCGAGUUUGAGGCAGCACCUUGGAUAGCUCUGUGUGGAGCUCAGGGUAGAGAUUCAGACAAAGAGGCCUGCAUGUUGCUUCACAACAGACAACACUAGACUUAAACAGGACUUCAGCUCAGACUGGGUGGUAGAGCCAUGCGCUCCUAGUGAGUAGGGGUUUCUGGGAAAGCAGGGCUAGGUACUGAGAGCAAUUCCUGCUCCAAUUCUGGCACGUCCUCUGAUUCCAUUGCUUCAUCCUUUGAUCUUGGUAUGUAAGACCGUGGGUUCAUGGCAGCCACUUACGAAGGCUGAUGAAAGGACAGCUUUUCCAAGCCAAGUGUGAAUCGCCAUCCAAAGCAUCUAUUUCUCUAUUUGUAGUAUAGGAUAUGAAACAAAUACUCUUCAAAUAUAUGAUCUUUUUCUUCUUUGCAGUUUAAUUUUUAAAUGCACGGGGAAAACCAGGCCCUGGAGCCUUGCUUUGAAUAUUGCUUCUGCUAUUGAAAUCCCUUUCCCUCUCAUCGAAACCCCCCAACCCCACCUGGGUGAAAACCUGAAGAUUUCAACUCAAGAGAAGGUUCUUACUCUUUGGGCAAGCUCAGUGCCAGUAGUGCACUUUCCCUUCUGUCUAGGGCCAAAUAAAAGCCUUCCUCUUGCAGUUGCUGGAUCAAAUGAGUUGCUUGCCAGUUGAGGAAAACUCUGCUGUCAUGAUGGAACCUUGGUUGAGGGCCAAACAAACAUAUUGAUUAUUCCCACAUAUGAUGUGGGAAUUACAAGAACAGAUACCCUUAAAUAUUUUUUCACUCUUUCAAAACAGCUACAGGGUGCUGCUAAUUUGGUUUGGUAUGAGCAGAGUAUUAAGGGGGGGGGAAUCAAUUCCCCAGUCUAAAUUGUCCCCGUGGAAGUUGCUGUGUGCAUCGUUGAAGCAAGGUGGUGAAUACAUGUGCCAUACAAGUCAUUGUUUCCCCCCCCCCACUACGGCAGGGAGGAUGAUUCUAGAUGUGGGAAAUGGUGUUAAGUCAGGGUCCCCAAGCUAAGGCCCGGUGGCCGGAUGCGGCCCAAUCACCUUCUAAAUCUGGCCCACGGAUGGUCCAGGAAUCAACAUUUUUUUACAUGAGUAGAAUGUGUUCUUUUCUUUAAAAUGCAUCUCUGGGUUAUUUGUGGUGCCUGCCUGGUGUUUUUACAUGAGUAGAAUGUGUCCUUUUAUUUAAAAUGCAUCUCUGGGUUAUUUGUGGGGCAUAGGGAUUCAUUCAUAUAUUUUUUCAAAAUAUAGCCUGGCCCCCCACAAGGUCUGAGGGACAGUGGA